UUUUGUUGCACUGCGAUAGGCGUUCAAUGCUUUAUUUACACACAUUGAGAUGUGUGCCCGAAUCUAAGAAAUAAACCAGUGCGUAAUCCCGUGCUUAGUUGACUCAGUGGAAGCUCAGGCUGUGUUCAGUGCGUCAAAGCUCGAGAGCGUUUCGUUGUCGUUCCUUUACUUGCGCGCUUAAGCGAUUAUUUUUCCUUUGUUUAACCUGUAUUUUGAUUUGCUUUAAUUGUGAAAAUCGCGAUCCAUGCUUGGAGUUAUGACUACCAUGAACCAAAAAACUUUAAAGCGUAUAAAAGCAGUUCAGUUUCACUGUUCUGAUCAUUAAGCAUUCGGGAUUUAAUAUCCUCAAGAAACUAAAGAACACUUAAUUUGUGAGUAUUCGGAGAGUCGAGUCACGCGCAUCUAUGCAAAACUCGGCAAUCGCUUUACUGGAGUCGGCCACGGCAUUCGAGAGGGCGGUGCUGGAAUGUGAGCACCUGGAGGCGUCCGAGCACGGGGGGUUCCGGUGAGAGCGUUGGCGCGGCAGCGGUAUGGAAGAGCGCGGGCCCCCCGACGUGCCGCUGAUCGUGACGCCGCCGGGAGCGUGCACCGGCGCGGGCGCCGCGCUCACCACCUCGCGGCGCACCGCCUCUGCGCGCGGCUCUCGCGACGACCAGCUGCCCUCCGCUUGGCGCUCCUCAGUCCGUGUGCGCGACACCGGUUUUCGCGGCUCUCGCAAGAGCGUCGUACGUCUCGAACCACCCUGUAAUGGUCUCAACGGGCUACCCACUAUCGGCAAGGAGGUACUGUCACUGGGUACGGCAGCCGGCCACAAGGGAACUACUCAGCCUUCUCCCCCCUGUACUAUCCUUCACCAUUCUCCUUAUAAGGCCGCUUGGGAUUGGUUGAUCCUAAUAUUGGUCAUCUACACUGCAAUAUUUACUCCAUACGUGGCCGCGUUUCAACUUAAUGAGCCUGAUUUCGAUAAGCGCUCGCGGAGCUUCGGCGAGGAUCCUAUUGUCAUUAUUGAUAUGAUCGUGGACGUGACCUUCAUUAUCGACAUUUUGAUAAAUUUUCGCACGACGUAUGUGAACGCGGCCGACGAAGUGGAGUCUGACCCGGCCAAGAUCGCCAUGCACUACCUGCGCGGCUGGUUCCUCAUCGACCUGGUGGCCGCCAUUCCCUUCGACCUGCUGCUCUUUGGCACGGACACCGACGAAACAACGACGCUCAUCGGUCUGCUGAAGACAGCGCGCCUGCUCCGGCUAGUGCGGGUGGCGCGCAAAAUUGACCGGUACUCCGAAUAUGGCACUGCCGUCCUUCUCCUGCUUAUGGCCACUUUUGUGCUCAUUGCGCACUGGCUAGCCUGUUUGUGGUAUGCUAUAGGCAGCUGGGAGCGUCCUCAGCUUCACGCUCCUAUUGGCUGGCUGGAUGCGCUCGCUAACGAUGUCCAAGCAACUUACGACAAUUCUACUGGCCCGUCUAUGAGAUCUCGAUACAUCACCGCUCUGUACUUCACUUGUACCUCUCUGACGAGCGUCGGUUUUGGGAACGUCGCUCCAAACACUGACAUGGAAAAGGGCUUUACCAUAUUUGUGAUGCUGGUUGGAUCUCUCAUGUACGCCAGUAUAUUUGGAAACGUAUCAGCAAUUAUACAGCGACUGUACUCGGGAACUGCUAGAUAUCAUACACAGAUAUUAAGAGUGAGAGAAUUCAUUCGAUUUCAUCAGAUCGCGAAUCCACUUCGGCAAAGGUUAGAAGAGUACUUCCAACACGCAUGGAGCUACACAAAUGGCAUCGAUACGUCGAGCCUUUUAAAAGGAUUCCCGGAGUGCCUUCAAGCAGACAUAUGCUUGCAUCUUAAUCGCAAUCUACUCGCCAAUUGUUCCGCCUUUGAUGGUGCUAGUCCCGGUUGUCUAAGAGCACUGUCCCUGAGGUUUAAAACUACGCACGCACCUCCGGGCGAAACAUUAGUUCAUCGGGGUGACGUCCUCACCUCUCUUUAUUUCAUUUCAAGAGGAUCUAUAGAAAUUUUAAAAGAUGACAUCGUUAUGGCUAUUUUGGGCAAGGAUGACAUCUUCGGUGAGAACCCAUGCGUGUAUCCGACCGUCGGGCGCAGCAACUGUCGCGUGCGCGCGCUCACCUACUGCGACCUGCACCGGGUGCACCGCGACGACCUGCUCGACGUGCUCGACUUCUACCCGGAGUUCCGCGCCUCCUUCGUCACCAAUCUCGAUAUAUCCUACAUCAUGCGUGACGAAGAGCUGGGUGGCAUCGAACCUCGACGGCGCAUGCGCUACGAGAACCCGUGCGACGCGCGUCUGCUGCGCGAGGCAUACGCGCGCACCACUCGGCGCCCACACACCGAGACCUUCGCCGAAAAGGUGGACUCGCAGUGCAGUGACGACGACACGGAGUCGCCGCCGAGCCGCGGCAUCCUGGAGUUCUCGGCCGAGAAGGCGGGACAGGACGUCACCCCACUCAACUUCAACUUCUCCAAGCAGCGCUCCACCACGCUCAACUCCAUCACGGGCAUGCUAGCGCAACUUAAACGGAGCUUCCCAGACCUGUACCACCAUAAAACACAUCAGCCGCUGCACAACAAGUACUCCCAAUCUACCCCGCAAACUUAUAGAAGUAGAGCAGGUGUCAGGCGGCAGUCGUCAGUAGGGCCACUGAACGACACCUCGCCGCUGACUGGCGGGGCGGCAGCGGGAGUGGGCGCGGGGGAGGCAGCGGUCAGCACGCCCGCGCAUAGCGCCACGCUGCCCGUCUCCAGUCUCAGCACCAACCCCAGCUCCUACUACACGAAUGCGUCUCCCAGCCCGCCCGCCGUGCCCGCGCCGCCCGCGCCCGUCCACAUCUCCUGCGACGACAUCCUCACGCCAGCGGCGCCACCGCCCACUGCACCCACGCCCUCUUCUAGAUCUGCGCCUCAUUCCGCCCUUAACUUGCAUCAAGCCGGACGUCCUACAGCGCUUAUCUUCACAGCUGAACGCCAAAACGCCUCUUUACAGGAUAGUAUUUCACCUCAAUAUCAGAACGUGGGAACCGCGGCCACGGCCGCGUCGGUAGCGACGGUUCUGACGAGACUGGAUGAACUGAGCCGUCGAGUGGCCACACUGGAAAGCGGGCUUACCGCUGACGUGCGUCGAAUUCUGCACCUUUUGCAGACACGAGACCAGGCACCGCAUCAGAACUCUCAACCGGUGCACACUCCAUCCCAACCGAUUCAAAAGACCUCAUUGUCCGUGCCACAUGAUAAUCAAUGGGAUUGGAAUUGGAACGGUGACCGCGAGAAGGGUACAUUACGGUGCGGUCGCGGCGAGCGCGGCGGCCGAACAGAACGCGAGCGUACGCCGGUGGUGCAGCGGUCGGCGUCUGAGCCGCAUGCGCCCGUGCCGCCGGUGCUGCCGCCACCCCCGCACUCACACUCCUUCUAUAGGUAGUGGGAGGCAGGCGAGACGAGCGCUUCCCGCUGCCGGCGCUCGACGCGCUCGCUCGCCGAGUCCGCGUCGUGCGGCUCGUUGGCCGGCCAGCCCGGCGCGCCCGCGCCCCCGCCGUCGCGCACCCGCUUCCACUUCUGCAGGCGCAUCAUGCGCGCGCGCCAUGAUGACGCUCGCGGCUUCCUCUGAAGCCGUUCCGGCCCCCACCAUGGACCAAUUUUGUACUUCCAUUACAACUAAAUAAACACGUCCUCGCAUUAUGCGAGCGGGUGGAUACACUCGUACCAAGUCCAUUUGUAAUAAAGUAUAGUACUAAUAUAUUUCAGAAACCGAUUAGUACCUAAAUAAAAAAAACAUACCAUGACAAUGCUCUGUUGAUGGUAGGCACCAAAAAAUAUCACGGGCUGGAGUAAAUUGAGGAAGCAUCUUUGUUAUGUGAUGUAGCAGAAGUGUUACGAUUAGUGGUGAAUGGGUAUUAUAGUACCUAAAACUGAGUGCUUUAUGUUUCGUUGGUUUUAAAUGGCUUAUAAGAAAGCUCUUUACACAAUAAAAUUAAGUAUGCAUACUUAAAUAAAAUGAAAUAACAUUUACAAUAGCACUUAUUGGACAGUAUUAUCCGUCGACAUGAGGCUUACUACCAGCAAAAAAAAAAUACAAGUUUCAAAUUAUUUAAGGUUAGGUAAAUACAUGUAAUAAUUUUAGAUCUCAGCUGAUCAGAAUGAGGCUAAUAAGACUGAGAGACUACGUAACUACCGUGAACUUUUCCGGAAGCGAGGAACUAUAAACGCUUUCUACCCGUCCUUGCUUCUUGCCUUUACAUAUAGCUAGGUAAAGUCUUCUUCUCUAUGGUAAUACUUAUGUGCAAAUGAAAUUCUUCAUUUCGCUAUUAACGUAUACUCGUAUUAACCAAAGAUGUAUUCAAAGAUGCUUACAUAGUCUAACAAUAUUAUAUGAACAUAUGUUUUACUUCUAAACUCUAUAAUUUAACUGUCUUAUCCAAGUCUAAUCUUAAAACCUGACCUCUGUGAAGUUUUUGUGGUUAUUUGACCUACCCGAUAAAAGUAUCAAACAAGUACGAGUAUGUUCAUAGAGGUAGGUAUGUUAUGAUAACUCAAAGGUAUGUACAGUACAGACUCUAAUGCUUCGACGAAAUUUAAAUCAAAGUGCAUUACAUAUUUAAUCGUAAGGAACUAGAUAACCACAUUUCCGUUCGGCGGGAACUAGGCGCAGGCGCUCGCGCCCCUGCGGUGGCAGCUCAACAACACUUAUGUUCUAAUUUAACCUAGUUACGGAUACAUUAAGAAAUUGCCAAUAUGUCAUAUAAGCAAUAAUAAAUCCAUCAUACUUUAAGGGUUAACACUGUGAAUAUAACAAUCAUAUUUAACAUCUGUACCUAAUAAUUUAACUUAAGAAAACAGCUAGAACUAUUGCUAUACCUACUUACUACAAUUAUUAUUUAGUUUUUGCUAUAUUGUUACUAGUAAAAUAAAACUUCUAAGUGAUAUCACCAUCAGCUAUGUAGGCACUAAUAACAAAUAUAGAGUACCGAUUUUAAUUAUAGAUAUGUAUUCAAUAUUUUCAACAAGUAGGUAGGUACUUGAUCUGGAGGCACAUUCUGAUUGUAAAAACAGGUUAUCCAUAUGAUCUCAAUUUUUCAUGGAUAUGAUCUGUCAGUGUCAAAAGUGACGUUUCCUGUUAAAAAUCAUCAGAAUACGCCUCCUUGGUAAUAAGUUUCACGUCAUUCCAGCACAGUGCGCUUUGUCAAAAUCGUACAUAAGUAAAAAUGGGAGCAAAAUGCAAAUCAAGAAAUUUGUGUUCCUGUCCUGCCAUUUUUAUGUCGUAAAUAAAUAAUCGCUUUCCUUGAAAACUUUCAAAGAAAAUUGAUUUUCAUAUUUUCCGUAGCUUAAGAUGAAUAUGUUCGCAGGAUUCCUUUCAUGGCUAUGUAGUAUAAAAUUUUACCUCUACAGCUCAAAUUCUGAAAUUUAACCUCUAUCAUUCGGAAAAGAAACGUUUUCUUUUAUCCCCUAGUUAAGAAUAAGACCGUACUGUACGCGUAUGUAUAAUCACCUCUGUCAUAUGAAAUUUUCAUUAAUUUUACCACUGUAACUCGAAACCUCUUUAAGACGAAAAACCUCUUUUAAGUUGAUACCCUCUAUAAGACGAAAACUUGUUAACACGAUUUUUUAGGCGUUUCCAUUCAGAAUCGUGCUAUUGAGGUUCAACUGUAUAAAGAAUCCUCAAAUUUCACGCACUGCACUACAUUUUCACUGCCUUAAUGAGACUCUCGCCUGAGAUCUCUUUCGUGGUACGGCCCACUUCAUGUGCCACCGUUUAUAAUUAGUAUUACUUCUUAUUUAUUUAUUAUAAUUAGUCGUGACACAUAUGGACAUUGAGAAGGGCGGCCUUCUUCCUUAUAGCGAUGUCCCAAAAUAACAUAGAAGUCACGUGCUUUUGCUUACCAUUAUUUAAUUUUACCUUAAAUUUAACCUUAAACCUAUUAACCAAAAUUUCUGUGUGUACCUAAGUAAUUAUUAAAGACUAACAAAUGAGUUGCAUAUCAUCAGAUCUGGGUAGCCCUAGGUUUUGCUAUACUCUAUGAGUCAAAUAAUAAAAUCAUACGUGAAUAUUUAAGCGUAGGUAAGAACUUUUUAUCCCGAUGGAUUUCCCACAGAUGCCAUGUAAAACCACUUUUUAAUAUUGUAAAAACUUUUUGUUUCAAACUAAAAUCACACGAUAUUAUCAUAAGAACCGGAAUCACUAUGGUUAUUUGCACAAUAGAAAAAAAAAACAUAAUUUAUACAGUAACCUUAGAGAUUCCAAUUAUUGAUUUAAGAUCGGGUAUGAGCCUUACCCUAGUAUGCAUGAAAAAUUAUACCUACUUACUUGUUGUCUUCCUCCGGGAUGGUAAAAUUACUAUAUUUCUACUGUUUGAAUUUUAUUUAUUUUUGACAAUAUGUGCUCAUAAUAAGCGGUGGCAAUGAGUUCAAAGAAACUGAAAUUAUUAUGACGGUGAUUCAUUUUUCUUACAAAACAUUAAGUGUGCACCUGAUUUUUUGUAGGUAGGUAUAUUAAUUGGUUUAAGUAUCUAUAAAGGAGAACUGGAUUAAAUAAAAUUAAAUCAAAAGUGAAGUAAAAAAUUAAGAACAGGAAGUACUUUACCAAUAAUAUAUUUGGAAUAGAAGAAAUUAAUUCCGCGUACCUUCGUACGUUAAAACUGUGAUGUUGCAGUCAGACUCGAGCCAGGGUCACCACCCGCUAGAUUAAAACAUAUCUUGAAUAUGAAUUUAUGAUUGCUAAGGGUAUAGUGCGAUUGGAAGCGAAUCUUAAUGAUUGCUUAGUGUUUAAGUUGACAAUACUAAAUUUAAAUAUUUAUGUCUCCACAUUGUCUUUCACCUCCGCUUAACAGUUAAAGUUGAAAAAUUAUAAAUAUGUAAAUUAUAAAAUACUAAUUAUUAAAUAAUUAUAUUAGAGCUUUGCUACCCAUACGCUUCGUCAUUUCACCGAACAAAUACAGCGAUGUAUAUUGCUUUGUUUAAACAUAAUGUAUAUAUGUAGACAUUAUUAGGUUCGUAAAGUUUGUCAAUUGCCGUCUCGUCUGUCACCACCAUGUUUUUUUCUUUCAUUUGACUUAUCGUUAUUAUGAUAUGAACUAUAAUUGCCAAUUAAACAGUGAUACUUAGGAAGUACCUAGUUGAUUACCCAAAAAUGUAGCUAUACUUGUUAUAAACAGGCAUCGUAAAGUGCGAGCAAAAUUCAUUGAAGUACUAGGGUUGUUACUUAAAUAUAUAUGGAGGAAUGUAUUUAUUUAUCAUUAAUAUCAUUAUAUUGUUAAAUUACACUUAUCAGUGUCUAGGUAACCUAGACACUGAUAAGUGUAAUUUAUGAUAUUAAACAAAAACUUCUUGGAAUUGAUAAAUAUAUGGUCUAUAGAUUUACGAACUAGUAUGUUCUCGUCAUGAUUGUCAAUGUGACUCCGUCAAGUAUUGGUUUUGUUUUAUGGAGUGUGGAAUUAAGAGGAGUGACAUCUAUUAGAGUAGAACUGUUGCAAAAGUGUCUAGCUGUCAGCUAUAAAUAAUAGUUCCAAAUCUCUCCAGAGUAGCGCUAUAGUAGCUAAGAACCUAGGCGUGAAAGUCAGAAUGGCGGGUGUACCUAAAUAAAAAUAAUUGAAAAGCAUACCAUAUUUUUGUACCUAAUUUGUACUAUUAAGUACCUCCAUUAAAAAAAUUGAACCUCACGGUACGUAAAGUUAUCAUCAAAAAACAGUACACCCGCCGUCCCGACAGUCAGAAUGGCGGGUGUACUUUAUUACGCUAUGUUCCCGUGGUUAUUGAUAAAAUCUAUAAAAGCCAAAUUUUUGCACCUUUUUUGUACCUUCAUAUUCAAUUAUAAUACGAGUCAUUUUAUUUGUGGUUUCCAAGUUUUACUCAUUUUAUAUUUUGCUUGCUAUUACAAUUUAGCAGGCGUUGAACUUGUUUAUGAAUUGAAAUUGAAUAUGAAGGUACAAAAAAGGUACAAAAAUUUGGCUUUUAUAGAAUUUAUCAAUAACCACGGGAACAUAGCGUAAUAAAGUACACCCGCCAUUCUGACUGUCAGGAUGGCGGGUGUACUGUUUUUUGGUGAUAACUUUAAGUACCGUGAGGUACCAAUUUUUUUAAAGGAGGUACUAAAUAGUACAAAUUAGGUACAAAAAUAUGGUAUGGUUUUCAUUUAAUUUUAUUUAGGUACACCCGCCAUUCUGACUCUCACACCUAGGCGCUAUUGACGGAGUGAAGUGCGCUGUCUAUGAUUUGAUUUUUUUGUUCAUGUAUUCUAGGUAUUGUAGCGCCACCUAUUUAAGGUUUUUUGGUACAUGGAGAUUUAUUUCCUUACCUCCACCUUCCGUAUUUUGUUUGUUUGCGAAAAUUAUUACUCACUAUCCCAAGUGAAAAAUUUGGAGAGUUUUGGAUAAAAAUUGUAAAUAAAAUACAAAAAAUAACCAUUAAACUGUAAUAAUAACAUUAAACUGAGAUUCAGAUUCUGUUCAGUUAUAUUUAUUUGUAUUAUUUUAGUACAUAAUAUUGUCAUUCAUCAAUUUAGAACCAUCGGCAUCCCUAACUGGUUGUCAUACGUCAUGUCAAUGGAUUUCGCUCGCAGUUUACGAUGAGGUUAUAAAUAGCUUUAUCCCCUUACUUCUAUACCUAUUUACUUAAAUCCUUAAUCACAGCAAGACUGAGUUAUACAAUACCGUUAAAGAUUUUGUCACUGUUAAGUUCUUCCAGAUUUGUAACUAAUCACAAAUAGAAAUUAAGAAAUCUUUACCUUCACUUGCGUUACGCAGGACGACAGCUAUUUCAAAAACCGUCGGUACCUAAACCUACCUAGUCGAUUGGAAACUACCUCUCUCUCUCUGUCUUUUAUUUACCAUAGCGUUUCCGGUAGCACACUCAGGUACUGCUCCGGUCCUGGGUCCGCCAAAACAGGGCGGCUACACCGGGAAAAUCGAAAUUCGUCAAUUGCGGGCAUUUUUCUCUGUCACUCUAAUUACGCCUUAGUGAGAGUAAAAGAGAAAGAUCCCCGCAAUUUGCGAAUUUCGGUUUUCGCGGUAGGCCCCCAGUAGUAGGUACAUCACCACGGAGACUAAACAAACUAACCUAAAACAGAAAAAUAAAUAAUUGGUAAAAUUAAUUUACUUAAGAGGCUGUCAAUACCUAAAGCGCGCACACUGUCUAUUUGUAUCGGAGUAAAUGAGAUAGCACUGACGCAUGUUACUGGGCCUGGGCAAGGGAAUAAUAAGAAAAAAUUUUAAUAAAAAAAAGGGGAUUAUUAAUGUAAUAUUUUACUCAACCACGGUUUAGAUAUAAAUGUUUUGAAAUUGUGAUUUUAAUUGCAGACCCAUAAGUCAAAACAAUAAAGACAUAAAACCGUUUAAUUGUGAUUUUAAGACCAAUCUUUGCAAUUAUUUUCUAUCGAGCCGAUUUCGUUCAAUCAUGUAUCGAGUACAACCAAGGUCUUUGAAAUAUAAUUAAUAUGAACAUAUAUUUUUCUUACUUGACUAAAACAAAUAGUCUUUCUUAAAAAACUGUUUAAGUAACAUCAAUUUCAAGGACAUUGGGUGUUGACAGCCUCUUAAGGUUAUUUAUUAUUUAUUUAAGGUUAUUUCAUGAUACGCGACUCGAUCUCUAAUCUCAAUCCCGAAUGUCCCAUCUCGAUCUGAAUACUGUACUGAAGGGAUUUUUAAUUCAAAAUGAUUGAAGGCUUUAAAUUGAUACACAAAAGCUACUUAAUUGAUAAUCCCACAUAAAAUUUAUUUUAAAAUUUGUUAAUAAGUGUACAAAUUUCAAAUAAUAACAUGAUAAUGAUGAGUGAUUAAUGAUCAUUUUACUCAAUGUUCAUAGCAAGGAGCUAGCUUUGUCACACCUAACCUGACUAUAAAUCUUAUCUUAUACCUUUAAACGAGCAAUUCUUGUAUAUAUAUAUAUAUAUUUCUGUGAUCUCGGAAACGGCUCUAACGAUUUCGCUGAAAUUUGGUAUAUUGGGGUUUUUGGGGGUAUACAAUCUAUCUAGAUUAAUCUUAUGUUUGGGAAAACGCGUGUUUUCGAGUUUUCAUGCGUUUUUCUUUCGACGCAGAAUAUGGUCGCUAAUUUCGAGUUGCCGGCCACUGUCCGUCUGGUUUAGCGGGUUAUAACGCGGACUGCUAAGCGAGUGUUACGGGUUCGAAUCUCGCCCAGUGACUAACUUUUGUUUUUUUUUUAUAUGUUCAAGUUUAUUUUUUAUAGUUAUAACCGAGCAAAGCUCGGUCGCCCAGGUACUAAAAGUAGGUACAUUAAGUAAAGUAUUUCAAAACGGAGGAGUAACUUAUAAUAAGUGUCACCUACUGGGCUGUAUCACACUGACGAUAACCAUGCGAGCCUGUUUCAUGCGAAACUAUGUGUAUAUAAUGAGUGAAGAGAUCCGGUCAAUACGGUUAAUUGUUGAAUGGAAUACGGGUAGCAAAUGCAUGAACUCGCAAAAACACUAAUUAAUGAGUAUAAAUGCCAGCCACAUUACCCCUAAGUCACACUUAUCCGUUUUGACCUUAUUUAAAUUAAAUAUAGGAAUAUGUACCUAUAUUAAUAUCAUGUUGGUUAUACCUAUACUUUUUACAAGCUUUUAUUUAACUUCCAAUGUAUGUAUGUAACUAUGUUUGUAUGAGUGAAAUCUUGCAAGUUAAAUUUGACCUCGUUUCCAUUGAAGCUGAAAAUUUGCAUACAUAUGUAAGGUACCAUCAAGCCAAUCUGAUGAAGGAGACAGGAGGUGGCCAUAGGAACUCUGUGAUAAAACAAAACAACGCAACCUAAUUUUGUCUGAGUUUGUUAGAAUAGUCUAGAUGAGUAUUAAUUGCCUGUUACAAGAGAAGUACAGUCAGCGAUAAAAGCUUGUAUCCAAAAUUGAAUUUUUGACAGAAACUUUUUAAUUUGAUUACGCCUCAUAUCCGCUUCCAUGUCAAAUUAGUUGAUGCCUGUGAUUGCUCCCGCUGAAAUAUGUUAAUUUGACAGCGCACACGGUUUGUUCUAAACAUGCGCGCUAAUCGACGGUGUGUUAAACUCUAUAGGACCUUUAAUUCUAAAUCACUUCUGUUAAUCUGCAAAGUUGUUCUUCUACGUUUACAAUAAUAUGAAUAAUAUGUUUUGUUUUUUAUAUAUCGACGAUGGAGUUAGGCUGUAGGUGGUGUUGUAAAUUAGACUGGGUCACCUAAUUUAAUGAAUUAGAACUUCUGUAUAUAUGUUACUUACAAGAAUCAAUUAGGUGAUAUUAUUACUAUUGCAUUUGACUGCUCACGACCACCGAACAUGAAUAAGUACAUAUAGCCUUAUUAAAUGAUAAGCUUACUGCAAUCUACAUAACGCGAACAAUGUUAGUACGUUGUUUGAUCCUCCCUUGUCUGCUCACCAAGUUGGCCUGAGUAGCAAGGCGCGGCAACAUCCAUUGAAUCUUACCUACUCGCAAUGUUUGGCAUGGCGAGUAACGCGGAUGAUUGCAUAGCUAAGCUACUACGUUGUCAGUUAUUUUAUUUUUAUAAGUAAUAUAAUAGUAUUACUUUUUAGCAUAGUUUUUAGAGGAAUGUUAAUUAUAUGCAAUAAUUCUACUAACACUCCGCUUCUCGUAGAAAUUUACUCUAAUUAGAAAGUUGGCCAGCACGCGACACUCCCGUGUACUCUUUACUCUAUAGAAUAUAUCAACAUAGUACCUAAUUUUCAUGUAAAUACUCAUCCUUUAAAAAGUAGAAACGUUAUAUACCUUAACCCUAAAUACAAUAAAAGUGCUUACUAGCGUGCUUAAUAAUUGAAGAGUCAUUCAUGUGCAUUAGUAGCAAUUUUACAAAGGAACUAAAUCAGUUACCACUUACUAUUAAGGUAGCGCAUUGAUAAAAUAGAACAGUGUACAUAGUACAUAGCACGGAGCGAGUUUGGGCGCGGGCCCCGGGCGAGGCGCGGGCCUGAGCUCGUCUCGGCAGAACGUAGAAGAACAUCGCUGACGACUUGUAAGAAGAGAUGCUCAUUGUCUUGUUUCAUCGAAUGCUGAGGAUCUUUCUGUCCUAAGAAAAUUAUUGAAUGUUAAUAUUAUAUUGUAUAGUUAAAUCGAUAUACCUAGUCAUCGCGGUUCUAGCAGGCGCUCUUAUUAAAACCUAUAGAUUUACCUAUCUAAGUAUCUAUAAAGUAUUCCUUAAGUACUCUUAAAGUUAAUGUAUAACGUCAUAACUGUUAACGUAAAGUCGCCUGUUUCAUCUAGCGAAAAGUUAUUCGCUUAAUCAUUUGGAAAUUGUUGCCUUGAAAUAUGUUAAUCACCGAGGACUGGUUGUUUCAGCUUUGAAUGAUCUCACAAUUAUACUUAUUAGAAUAUUGUAACGAUACGUUAAGUGUUUUAUAUUUCAACAAUAUGCGCAAAUUAAACGCGUGCAUCAUUAUAAAAUGUAAUUUUGUCUGUGAUCGAAAUUUUAUAUUAUUAAGCUGAAGAUUAAGCGCACGUUAUACCUAAUAUUGUUUUAAUACUUACUGCUAAAAAUUGUAUACCUACCUUUACCUACAUUCUGCGAGUUGAUGCUUAAUGUCCGUGGAAGCUAAGUUUGCACACACUUGAACGAAAUAUUCAUAUAAAUUUUAUAUUAAUGAUAUGGCAUCAUUUUGUCAUAUUAUAUCAUAUGCAGAAUUAGUUUGGUCCGACUUCUAAUAAGAUUUGAGUAUAGAGGUAAUCCUCACACUGUACAAAUAUGAUACCAACACGGUAUAUAUAUACCGGGUGUGCGGGGUGUGACACGAGCAAAUUUUGGCAGUACUUUGCAUCUUAGAAUAAACUUAAAAGUGUGCUAAAAAUACAAUCACUAGUUAUUUUUAAAAGUCGCUGAAUAAAUGUUGUUCAGUUUGAGGAGUACAGCCUACAGUUUAAUUUUUGCUCCGUUCGCUGAACGUAAAGCAAUUACUUAAACCCGUUAACGUUUAGGUCAUACUGAGCAACUUUUACUAUGCGACCAACCGCGAAAUCGCGAAAUAAAAAUUAGCUGUUUCAUACAUGCUGCUGGUCUGAUGUUGAAAUUUCCUUUGGGAGAGUCAAAUUAUUUUUCGCGGCUUCGGGGUUGGUCCCUUAAUAAAAGUUACUCAGUAUACCUAAACGGUAACGGGUUUGCUUGCUUGCUUUACAUUCAGAUAUGAGUACAUACCAGUGUGAAAAAGACGGACUCAGAUUGAUAUCACAUUGGUUAUUAUAUUUAAAAACUAGCUGACUAUGGAACCCUAAAAAUACACAUAAUAAGAGCCCGCGCACAUAGAGAAAGGUUUACGAAGGCAAAUCUUGCGUUUCUUUUCUUUUUUAACCGACUACAAAAAAGAAGGUUAUCAAUUCGGCCGUAUUUUUUGUAACGAAACGAUUUGGAAAAUUAUUUUUUUAUUUACAAGUAUGUUCCAAGUUGCUUCCAUUUUGUAAAACCCAGUUCUGAUGAUGGGAUCAUCAACAAACCCAACUGACUGUUUAGUGUUCGUGGCAGACAAGAACGAGACUUGCAGAAUGCUGCAUCACUCAUAACGAAAACUUCAAACUAUAAAUGGAAAUACAAAAUUAAUCAUACGGAUUGAUUACGUUAUAACUUAUAACAUCAAGUUAUAUCUUUCUGUGUUCUAGUCAAACGAUCCUGAUGUACCUACUUAUAAAAAUGUAUUAAAAUAAUAUUAGUUUUACUGUCGUAAUUUCAUGCCAAGCCAUUUUUUUCUAUAUCAGUGGCGGUGGACAUCAUGGCGUUCUGGCGGUCUUUGUUUCAACGGGCAAAGAACUCGAGAACGCCGGCGAUCUCUCUGACCGCCGUGGGCUGAUCGCUUCUUAUGUGGGUUAUAGCUAGGAGCUACCUAUGUACAUGCAAAUAACGCAGAACUCAUAACGCAAAUUCCAGAUCGCUCUGUGUGUGUGCGGACUUUACAGCUUCGGCUAAGUUUGAUCACCUCGUCAAGUGCUUGCAAACCGUGCAGACUGUUGUAAGUUGUUACUUGCAGAAUGUAUUUAUAUAAAUAUAACUCUCAAUUGAAUUAUUUACUUAUCAUAGGAAAACACUUCGAAUUAUUCAAUCUCUCUAAUUAUUGUUGUGGCAAUAAUACAAUGUAAUAUUUUGUUAUUUACAAAAAUGUUGUAUCAUAGCAUGUUGCGUGUUGCUAGUAAACUACUAUAAUGUUAGUUAUAACUGCGUAGUCCAAAAUUGCCGGGUACUUAUAUAUACUAGUCACGAAUCAGGACAAAUAUUACCUAAUUUUUAAAUUAAUUACAGUAUUUUAUUUGCUCUGGGUAAAAAAAAAGAAAUAUUUAUUUGGACGGCUGCCAUAUUAUGUAGGUACAUUUAGCAUAUCGUAUCUUUAAAUGUCAAACAAAGUUGGAAGCUCAAGAUUAUAUUUCUGUAUAUCCUGGAAAUAUAGCUUGCUUGACAUACGAUGCUAGUGAGAAUACACUCGUGCUCGUCAAGUAUUUAUUAGCUUAACAGCCUAAGCCAUCCAGCAGCUUUGUGUGGUAUAAGUACAUAUUUUAUGUAUUAAACAUGUUUAACUCUGUCCUAUGUCAUUUUUCCAUUAGAAGAGCCAUAAUUAUGCUUAUAUAGUUGACACCAUCGUGGUAUAGGUAAAUAGGUAUUGCAGAAAAUGUUAAUUUCUCUUAUCAGGUUGCCGAUUUAGGAAGUUAUAAUAUUUCUAGGACUAUCAAAUAGUGUAAAUUGCCACUACAUUAACAUCACUAGUCUUGUCUAAUAUCCAUUUUGAAACUACUGCCUGCCCCUUACCUUUUACAAGUAACCUGAAAGAGUAGGUUUUUCGGGUUUCAGUCUGCUGUAAUUCCUAUUAACAAAAAUUUUGUUAGGUACCUACUCAUGCGCAUCAUACCUACUUAGAUGUCAAAAAGUAGUACCUACAUGGUGCUGGAUUUCAUUAACUAUAAGGGAUUCACCAACGAUGCUAUUUUACGCUUUCUUAUGAGGUAGGUAUUUUGUAAUUGAGUCGUGGCUAGGUUUACUGUUGAACUACUUCAUUUCACGGUUAGGUAGCUCCCUAACGAAUAAUAUUCUGAAUUAAUUUAUCAACUGACUGGAAAUGAUAAUUGUAAUAGUUUGUUUACGAAUAAAUCACAAAAAACAUGCUUUAUACUUUUUAUACAACAUUAUUGUUGAACAUUUGUUCAUUAAAUAAAUAUUGUUAUGAGUACCUAUACAAGUCGUACAUGCUAAUGAUUUGUAUGUACUAGUCAUUUUAAACAAAGCACAUUACUUAGUCACAUAGUUAACGGAAAUUUUGCCUUCAUUGAACAGCGCAAAGAUAUUGUGGAGUAUAACGUUCAGUGAAAUUAAUAAAAGAUCACGCACAUGCGA
Cydia pomonella (codling moth) is the source of this 15273-nucleotide messenger RNA. RefSeq names its product potassium voltage-gated channel unc-103-like. Lineage: Eukaryota; Metazoa; Arthropoda; Insecta; Lepidoptera; Tortricidae. The coding region runs from base 531 to 3428 and encodes 965 amino acids. Gene Ontology annotation, molecular function: inward rectifier potassium channel activity. The record is from RefSeq and is a predicted model, not a curated record. Gene Ontology annotation, biological process: potassium ion transmembrane transport; membrane repolarization during action potential. Gene Ontology annotation, cellular component: membrane. The transcript is spliced from 18 exons.